Molecule: messenger RNA, 3414 nt
Organism: Babjeviella inositovora NRRL Y-12698
Lineage: Eukaryota; Fungi; Ascomycota; Pichiomycetes; Serinales
Product: U2 snRNP complex subunit
Exons: 1
Coding region: 1-3414 (1137 amino acids)
Biological process (GO): mRNA splicing, via spliceosome
Cellular component (GO): nucleus; U2 snRNP
Molecular function (GO): protein binding; U2 snRNA binding
Source: RefSeq, a predicted model, not a curated record
AUGUCCCUCGACCCGUCGCUUUUUCUAUACAACCUCACGCUUCUGCCACCGACGGCGGCGGUGGCAGCGAUUGUGGGCCAGUUUCUGGGCCAGAAGCACCAAGAAAUCAUCGUGGCACGCUCGCCCGGCGUGCUCGAACUCUGGAAACCGGACCACCAUACGGGCAAGAUGGAGCGCGUGUUUCGCCACAACACGUUUGCGACGAUUCGCGCGCUCGCAAGCUUUCGGCUCGCGGGAGCGACUCGCGAACACAUCGCAGUCACCUCCGACUCGGGCCACAUGACGCUCCUCGAGUGCGAUUUAAAGCACCAGACGUUCACGCAGCUUCGUCUGGAGCCGUACGGCAAGACAGGGAUCCGCCGUCUCACCCCCGGCGAGUACCUCGUGGCGGACCCGAAGGGCCGCGCCCUCAUGACAGCGGCAAUCGAGAAGAACAAGCUUGUCUAUGUCGUCAACCGCAACGGCGAUGAGGUGACAAUUUCAUCACCACUUGAGGCAAACCGUGCAAAGAUUCUCACAUUCGCGCUCUGCGCCGUGGACGUGGGUUACGAGAAUCCGCUCUUCGCAGCGCUCGAAUGCGAGUACGACCACGAACCCUCAUCGUAUUCGGUUACCUUCUACGAGUUGGACCUUGGCCUCAACCACGUGCUCAAGAAGUUCAGUGCGCCGGUGGACGCCUCCUUCAACUACCUCGUGAGUAUCCCCGGUGGCUCUGACGGCCCGUCGGGGGUCCUCGCGUUCGGAAAAAACUCCGUCCAGUACAUCCACCCGAACAACCCCACCAUCUCAGCCGUACUCCCUCAAAGGGAUAGUGACACCUACGUGGUUGCGGCUGUGGUCCCCAAGAUGAAGAACGAGUUCUUUGUACUCGUGCAGUCGCAGCUCGGCGACUUGUUCAAGCUCACGGUGGAGUACGCCGACUCUGUGACGGCCCUCACCAUCCGCUACUUCGAUACUAUUCCGGUGUGCAAGUCGCUAAUCGUUCUCAAGAGGGGGUUCCUCUACGCCGAGACCGAGACCGGAGCCAAGCACUUCUAUCAGUUUGAAAAGCUUGGCGACGAGGCCUCUACAUCCCCCACGUUCCAUCCCAAACCCCUUGAUAACUUGGCCCUCGUGGACGUGAUCGAAGCUCUCAACCCCAUCACGGGCGCCCUCCUCAAGGGCUCGGAUAUCGUCGCGCUAUGCGGUCAGUCUGCGCGCUCAGCGGUGAAGAAGCUCACCCACGGGCUAGAAGUCAGCGAGUUGGUCAGCUCCAACCUCCCCGAGGCAGCGCAGCGCGUCUGGACAACCAAGCUCGCGCGGGUCGACGAGUAUGACAAAUACCUCGUGCUCUCCUUCGCAGCGUCGACUCUUGUCCUCUCUAUCGGAGAAACGGUUGAAGAAGUUGCUGACUCGGGGUUCCUCCUGACCUCUCCCACGCUUGCGGUCCAACAGCUCGGCGAAAGAGCUCUCGUUCAGAUCCAUGAGCAUGGAAUUCGUCACCUAAAGCACGGUAACCUUACUGAAUGGUUUCCGCCAGCCGGUGUCCGCAUCGCGGUGGCCACAACCACCCCUUACCAGAUCGCCAUAGCAUUAUCCAACCGGGAAAUUGUCUACUUUGAAAUUGAUGAGGCGGAUAACUUGAACGAAUACAACGAGCGGGCUGAAAUGGUCUCUUCUGUCACUGCAAUGUCGCUCGGUGAUGUCGCUCCCGGAAAGUUGCGCUCCUCACUACUCGCCAUCGGUUGUGACGACCAGACGUUGCGAAUUGUCUCGGUGGACCCUACAUCGACCAUGGAGAUGCUUUCGGUUCAGGUAUUGGCGUCUAACCCUGCAAACUUGCGCCUCUUGGCCUUGCCCGACACUGAGGCCGCAGUCUCCUUCACGUUGUACGCCCAUGUGGGGCUCGAAACUGGGGUGUAUGUUCGGACCACGGUCGACGAGCUUACGGGCCAGUUAUCCGAUUCACGGACCUACUUUCUCGGCCCGAAGCCUGUGACAUUAUCCACAGCCGUGGUGAAUGGUCACGUCACUAUCAUGGCGUUCUCCACCAGAGCCUGGAUGGGUCACGUUGUCGGAAGCACCUUCAAGCUCACACCGUUGGUGUACCACGCGUUGGCAGACGGCUGCGCGUUUAGCUCCGAGGACUGUCCGCUGGGCAUGGUGGGGGUCCACGGGACGGCAUUGACCAUCUUCACAAUGGUGAAUGCCCAUGACGACUUGAACAUCACCUCUGUUCCGUUGCGGUACACCCCGAGGGCUAUUGUGGAGGGGCCAAAGUCGUUCUAUGUCAUUGGUGCUGACCAUGGAGUCAGGUCGCCGUACCAAGAGGGCGUCGAUCCAGAGACGUACCGUGCUUUUGGGUAUGAGCGUAAGCCCGGCAGCUGGGGCUCGUGCCUCGAAGUGAUUGACUCGGAAACGCUUGAAACCACAGAUACGGUUGAACUACAACACAACUUGGCCGCUUUUAGUGCCUGUCACUGCCACUUCAAGCUCCACCAGGAGGCGUUUUUGAUUGUCGCCGUUUCGCAGAACCAGACGCUCGCUCCCAACUCCAGUUCCGCUUCAUUCCUCUACACGUACAAGCUCCGCGAUGGAAAGGUGGAGUUCUUGCACUCCACCGAGCUCGAGGCGAUCCCGCUCGCGAUGGCUGAGUUCCAGGGGCGGUUGCUCGUGGGGAUGAAGGACACCUUGCGGGUGUAUGAAAUGGGCCAGAAGCAGCUCUUGAGGAAGACAUCCUCCCGGCUUAAUGUCACACAGAUCGUAAAGCUUGCCACGCAAGGGAUGCGGGUUAUCGUGGGGGAUGUCCGGCAGUCCGUGACCUUCUGUGUAUACCGGCCGCGUGAAAACGCGUUCGUCGCGUUCGCUGAUGACACCAUCGCCAGAAAUACCACCGCGAUGACGAUGCUCGACUACGACACCGUGAUUGGAGGCGACAAGUUCGGAAAUGUGUGGGUUGUGCGUUGUCCCGAAACGACUUCGAGGCUCUCCGACGACGAGCACGGACUUGUGGACACGGCGUUUUUGGCUGGCGCCCCGCACAGAGUGAAUGCCCUAUGCCACUUCCACCUCCAGGAUGUGCCAACCUCGUUUUCCCGCGGGGCAAUGACGAUGGGAGGUCUUGAGACGGUGGUAUACACCGGGAUCCAGGGUCUGGUUGGGGUUCUUGCACCGAUUGCCACCAAGCACGAUGUGGCGUUUUUUACCAAAUUGGAAACCGCAAUGAGAGAGAACUUCGAGAGUAUUACCGGCCGCGAACACUUGAUCUUCCGGGGGUAUUAUGUGCCGGUUAAGGGCGUGGUGGAUGGCGACUUAGUGGAGAUGUAUGGUGUAUUGCCGGGGUCGGUGAAGGCCAAGAUUGCAAACAGUUUGGAUAGAAGUGUCAAGGAGGUUGAGCGCAAGGUGUCAGAGAUGCGGACCCGUGCGGCAUUUUAA